Molecule: messenger RNA, 675 nt
Organism: Echinostoma caproni
Lineage: Eukaryota; Metazoa; Platyhelminthes; Trematoda; Plagiorchiida; Echinostomatidae
Source: the annotation of a GenBank genome assembly
AUGUUGUGGUCGAUCUGGUGUGAAGGCGUAUCGGGACUGGUGGGAGUCUGGGAUUCCGAAACCCACAAGCGACUGGUUCCCGCAACCGAAAGAAUACCUCAAUUGGUCCUCUAUUCGAGUAUUAUUCAGCCCUUGGAAGCUAUGCGACAAUUUCAACGAGUUUUUGUGGAAUUGCAAUUGAUGCUCACUUUCUGGCACGAAAUGAACAGACAAGUGAACGAGAAAACACGGGAGAUGUCGUUAAUCCAAAAUCAAAAAUUGGCCGACAAACUGUCGCAGGAAUCGCGGCACCGACGUGACCACACUCGCUUACAUCGACCCGGGGAACCGGGGGACAUGGUAGAUCGCUCCAGUGAUCGUCUGGAUGGACAUACGUCUGAAAUGUCGCCGGGACGAAAUAGGCAUCGAGGUGACAGUAUGCCUCACGCUACCUCGGCCUCAUAUCCACAAUGGCGUUUGUCUGAAUCGGAGCGCAAAGUGUCUAACACCGGAACAGACAGUGUGGAUGGAGGGAUGAGACAAUGGUCCAGCAGCAGUUACCGCAAUGAUGAGGAUAGUAGUGAUUCGGAUAGGGAGAAAAGUACCUAUCACGAUCGGACCACGGUCUUUAGCGGAACAAGUAACGAUACAAAGCGAUCGUCUAGCUCAAGUUCUACCUCUAGGGGAAGACAUUGA